ACAAGCAUCCAUUAUAUACAACAAUUAAAAAGAAAAUGGAUUGAUAAUUUAUUUUACAUUUUUUAAAAGAAAUUCAAAAUAAUUGAAGUUAGGUGAAAGUGUUAUUAACUUUAAGAAAAAAGUGCAUUAUGGCUCAGCGUUUCCCAACCGGCGGGCCUAAUGCCGCGCCGCCGCCGGGCGCUAUGCCCCCACAACAACGCUAUCCUGGCCCGGCACAACCCCCGGGAUCCCCAAUGCAACAGAGACCUUAUCCGGGUCCUAAUUUCCCUCCCCGCAGCGGGUUCACCCCGCCGCCGGCGGGGGCGGGCGGCGCGCCCCGCGCGGCCCCGGGCGCGGUGGCGGCGGGCCCCGGGCCCGGGUUCGCGUCCCCGGCGGGCGGCGGCCCCGCGGCGCGCCCCCCGCCGCCCGCGCCGCCCGCCAAGCGCCCGGACGCGCGCUCUCCGAUGCCGCCGCACAAGCCCGCCCUGUACGGCGCCGAUGCCUACGCGGCCAGCGGACAGCCGAACGCCAAGCGCAAGAAACGGCUCGCUGACAAGAUUCUGCCACAGAAGGUGCGCGACCUAGUGCCGGAGUCGCAGGCCUACAUGGACCUGCUGGCGUUCGAGCGCAAGCUGGACGCCACGAUCAUGCGCAAGCGCCUCGACAUCCAGGAGGCGCUCAAGCGGCCCAUGAAGCAGAAACGCAAGCUGCGCAUCUUCAUCUCCAACACUUUCUAUCCAGGACAAGGCGAAAAUCCCGUCGCAUCGUGGGAACUCCGAGUUGAAGGGCGUCUUUUAGAUGACUCUAAAAACGAUCCUAAUAAGGUGAAGCGCAAGUUCUCGUCAUUCUUCAAGUCGCUGGUGAUCGAGCUGGACAAGGAGCUAUACGGGCCCGACAACCACCUGGUGGAGUGGCACCGCACGCUCACCACGCAGGAGACCGACGGCUUCCAGGUGAAGCGGCCGGGCUACAAGAACGUGCGCUGCACCAUCCUGCUGCUGCUGGACUACCAGCCGCUGCAGUUCAAGCUGGACCAGCGCCUGGCGCGCCUGCUGGGCGUGCACACGCAGACGCGGCCCGUCAUCGUCAACGCGCUGUGGCAGUACGUGAAGACGCACCGCCUGCAGGACCCGCACGAGCGCGAGUACAUCGUCUGCGACAAGUACCUGGAGCAGAUCUUCGGCGCGGCGCGCAUGAAGCUGGCGGAGGUGCCGGGCCGCCUGGGCGCGCUGCUGCACGCGCCCGACCCCAUCGUCAUCAACCACGUCAUCGCCGUGGAGCCGCCGCACGACACCAAGCAGACCGCCUGCUACGACAUCGACGUCGAGGUUGACGAUACGCUGAAGACUCAGAUGAACAACUUCCUGCUGUCCACCGCCAACCAGCAGGAGAUACAGGGGCUCGACGCCAAGAUACACGAGACUGUAGACACGAUCAACCAGCUGAAGACGAACCGCGAGUUCUUCCUCAGCUUCAGCAAGGACCCGCAGCAGUUCAUACAGAAGUGGCUCGUCAGCCAGUCGCGCGAUCUCAAGACGAUGAGCGGCGGCGCGGGCAGCGCGGAGGAGGAGCGGCGCGCGGCGCUGUACGGGCAGGCGUGGGCGCGCGAGGCGGUGGCGCGCUACCUGGCGGCGCGGCUGGCGGCGCGGCGCCGCGACCUGGAGCUGGCGCUGCAGCCCGCGCUCGCGCUCGCGCGCCUCUAGCUGCGGCGCCGCGACCUGGAGCUGGCGCUGCAGCCCGCGCUCGCGCUCGCGCGCCUCUAGCUGCGGCGCCGCAUCCGUACCCAUCUAUUCUAAUAAAUACAGAUUCUCAUCAUU
Molecule: messenger RNA, 1796 nt
Organism: Amyelois transitella
Lineage: Eukaryota; Metazoa; Arthropoda; Insecta; Lepidoptera; Pyralidae
Gene: Bap60
Product: brahma-associated protein of 60 kDa
Exons: 10
Coding region: 129-1682 (517 amino acids)
Biological process (GO): regulation of transcription by RNA polymerase II
Cellular component (GO): SWI/SNF complex; nucleus
Source: RefSeq, a predicted model, not a curated record